GUUCAGUAGGCUCCAUUACAGCAAGAUCCUGGGGAGAGAAACUCCUAUCUUUCUCAGCCCUGGUCUACACUACAGGGUUAAGUCGAAUUUAGCCGCAUUAGGUCGAUUUUAUAAUGAAUGCAUCUACACAAGCAACCCCGUUCCAUCGACCUAAAGGGCUCUUAAAAUUGAUUUCUGUACUCCUCCCUGGUGAGGGGAGUAGCGCUAAAAUUGACCUUGCUGGGUUGAAUUUGGGGUAGUGCAGACGCAAUUUGAUGUUAUUGACCUCCAGAAGCUAUCCCAGAGUGCUCCAAUGUGAGUGUUCUGAACAGCACUUUCAUCUCCGAUGCACUAGCCAGGUACACAGGAAAAGCCCUGGGAACAUUUGAAUUUCAUUUCCUGUUUGGUCAGCGUGGCGAGCUCAGCAGCACAGGUGACCAUGCAGUCCACCCAGAAUUGCAAAAGAUCUCCAGCAUGGAGCGAACGGGAGACACUGGAUCUGAUGGCUGUAUGGGGAGAAGAAUCUGUGCAAGCAGAACUCUGACCAAAAAGAAGAAAUGCUAAUAUAUAUGCCAAAAUUGCACAGGGCAUUAUGGACAGAGGUUACAACAGGGACACAUAGCAGUGCCGCGUGAAAGUCAAGGAGCUCAGGCAAGCCUACCAAAAGACAAAGGAGGCAAACAGUUGCUCUGGGUCAGAGCCCCACACAUGCUGCUUCUGUGAUCAGCUGCAUCGCAUUCAAGGGGAGGACCCUACCACUACCGCACCACUGUCCAUGGAUACCUGCAAGGGGAGAGUCUCACGCAACUGGGAGGAGGAUUUUGUGGAUGAGGAAGAGGAGGAGGAGGAGAAUGCGCAGCAGGCAAGUGGUGAAUCCGUGCUCCCCAGCAGUCAGGAUCUCUUCAUCACCCUGGAGCCAAUACCCUCCCAAGGUGGGAUCCCCGACCCUGAAGGCGGAGAAGGCACCUCUGGUGCAAAUGUUUCUAUCCUCCCUCUAUCAUCUCUGUCCCUGAGGUUAUCGCAGAUUAGAAGGCGAAAAAAAUGCACUCGUGAUGACAUGUUUUCUGAGUUCAUGCAGUCCUCCUGCACUGAUAGGGCACAGCUGAAUGCAUGGAGGCAUUCAGUGGUAGAGUCCAGGAAAGCAUUACAUGAGCGCGAUGAGAAGAGGCACGGGGGAACAAAAGGACAUGCUCAGGCAUCUGGUGGAGCUGCAGGAAAGCCAACAAGAGCACAGACCGCUGCUGCAUCCAGUGUACAACCGCCUGCCCUCCUCCCCAAGUUCCAUAUCCUCCUCACGCAGAUGCCCAAGAACGCGGGGAGCGAGGCUCCGGGCACCCAGCCACUCCACUCCAGAGGAUGGCCCAAGCAACAGAAGGCUAUCAUUCAAACAGUUUGAUUUGUAGUGUGGCUACAAUACACAAUGUGCCUUUGUCCUUCCCUCCUCCCACCCUACCCCACUCGGGCUACC
Messenger RNA from Caretta caretta (loggerhead turtle), 1447 nucleotides. RefSeq lists its product as uncharacterized. The record is from RefSeq and is a predicted model, not a curated record. Lineage: Eukaryota; Metazoa; Chordata; Testudines; Cheloniidae.